AAGAAACAAGGAUUGUACAAACAUAAAACUGCAGUUUACAGUACUACUGUCUAGUAGGAUCAGUACAGGUUUUAAGAAAGGGAAGGAAAUAUCUUUGAUAAAUAACAUUGUAAGAACACUCUAACUAUUUUUUUUUUUAGAUUACAUCUUUGUACCGCAGCUUCCUGUUACUGUGUUUUCUCUGACGCAAGUAAAAUUUACCAAUGAGGGAGAAAACCUCUGGAUACACUCCAUAAAAUAGACGGCAUCUACCAGUGUGAAGUGUUCAAAUUUGUAAACGCCCUAAGCUUAAAUGUUUAUAUGAAAGCAUACACUUUAAUUUUGUCGAUAAUCAGAGGGGCGUAGAAACAACAUGGCGUGAAGAUGAUGUCGAUUGAUUAUGAUUGGUCCGGAGAGCUGUCAAUCACGACCAAGGAACAAAAGCAAAAGGGUAUUUGGACUUGAAUUACCGAUUACCUAUGACAAUAAAGAAAAUAAAAGUUAAAGUUUCUGAAAAUAUAGAUACUUUAUCCUUGACUAAUAAAAGGAUAGGAUAUCAGUUCAUCUUUGAUACUGCAGAGGAUCCGAGUUUUAGACGAAAUUUGUGUACACCUGUUUAGAUUGAGCAUCGUGACAAAACUACCGGACUUUAUUUACAACACACAUAUAUCUUAUAAACCGAUUAAACAAACUAGGAGGCAACUGUAACUUCUACCAUUGGACUUUUUGCGCAGAUGUUUUCAAAGUUGUGAUUUGUCCUGGAUGCUUUUGUUUCUUGAUUUAGCAUAAACAAACGCUGGUUCAUAGUGACGUUGUACUCAAACCUUAUUUCGCCGUGUAAUCUUUGAAAAUGCAUCACCUGCCUUACUACUACUCUACGGAGCAACUAAAGUCCUACCACAACAGUGUUUUAGCGGCCGCCAGCAGCAGUCCCCCACUGUUUACUAUUGACAAUAUCCUAGCCCCGCGACCUUACCUCACUCACAGACCGACGCCCUAUUUCCCAUACGCGGGCCUUCCACAUUCCCCCCAGGAGUUCUUUGCAGCUGCUUAUAGUCCAUUUCCUGGGUUAAUGACGGCUGACUUGGCACGUGCUGGGCAAAAGCGGAAAAGACGUCACCGAACGAUAUUCACUGAGGAACAGUUGGAAGAGCUAGAAAAGACUUUCAACAAAACUCAUUACCCGGAUGUUCUUUUAAGGGAAGAAUUAGCUGUGAAAAUAGAUCUCAAAGAAGAAAGAGUCGAGGUUUGGUUCAAGAAUAGGAGAGCCAAGUGGAGAAAAGUGAAGCGUGAGGAAGAGGCAGCGAAAAGAACAGCUGAAAGCGGAAGUACAUCAGCCGACAAAGAUAAAUCUUCAAAAACGUCAGUUGAUAGUGAAUCAAAGGACACGAGUUCUGCAUUUAGUGACUGCAUGAGUGAUAGAAGUACAGACUCUCCAAGAAUAGAUAUCGAGGAAGAUGACGCCGAUCAGGUGUCCAGCAGCGCUAACGUGUUUACGUCAACAUCAACUUCCGGUUCCGUUUCUAGUCAAAGUGCUUCUACGUCACAAGAAUCGCCAUGAACAUUAGUAAAUUUACUCAGUGUUGUUGUGUCAUGUGAUUUCAAGCAGCGCAUGCUCUAAAUGCAAAUAUAAAGAAGGCGUUCCUUCAAAACCUGCUUAAAUGUUUUCCUGUAACAAUACACGUUAACAAGUGAUGAAAGGUGUAGCGUUUUACUUUCUGAUUGAAAAAGAGGAAAAAUAAAGCGCAUGAUCGGCAGAAAGCUUUCAAAGAGAAACCGUUUGGCGCCUACUUAAGCCUUGCAACUCAACCGAAUAUCAAAGGCUAUAGUGGAAAGCCUUUCUUUGAAAUAUAUUCCUGCAUGCACUUUUCUCAUCAACAGUGAUGACUUAAAAAUGAAAUGAUUCACAGUCAAUAAAAAUGAAUUUCCUAUAUUCAUGUUUUAAUUUUUGGUAAUCAUGAACCUGAAAUUGAGACUUUUACAAAUACUCUGAAGCCAUGUAGAGCUGUAGUUAUUGUAUGCCAUUAUCAUCAGAUCAGAAUGGACAUGUUUUACUUGUUCUUGUAAGUAAUAUUUAGUCUGAAACAAAAGGUUUUGUUUUAGACGUCGAACGAUCCCCACCGAUAUGUCAGCAAGCUGAAUAUGAAUCAUACAUAAACUUUGUAAAUAUUAUGUUUAUGAAAGUUGUAUUCAUGAUAGAAAUAAUAAAAGUAUAAAAUGACA
Molecule: messenger RNA, 2202 nt
Organism: Ostrea edulis (European flat oyster)
Lineage: Eukaryota; Metazoa; Mollusca; Bivalvia; Ostreida; Ostreidae
Product: homeobox protein goosecoid-like
Exons: 3
Coding region: 830-1540 (236 amino acids)
Biological process (GO): regulation of transcription by RNA polymerase II
Molecular function (GO): DNA-binding transcription factor activity, RNA polymerase II-specific; RNA polymerase II transcription regulatory region sequence-specific DNA binding
Source: RefSeq, a predicted model, not a curated record